CCUUCCACAAUUUUGCUCUAUCCCAUGGAGAUCCACCUCUCAUAGGAAGCAUUCUUCUCACUGCUCCAGGUCUAUUCCACCACCGCUUCUAUUCUUCUCAGCCUUCCGCGCUGAUAAUCCCUGGUCCUCCAAAUAUUAAUCCCAAUUUUACGAGAGAACUUCUUGCAAGGCUCUGAAGGAGCGGAACGACUGUGACAAUCCUCAGGAGUAUUGUUCGAGGACAGGAGCAAAAAAAGCCUAACAAACAUAGUUAUCAACCAAAGAAGUUUGAGAUUCCAGAGAAUUGUGGGUAAACAGAUCAGAUAUAAUUUGCACCCUGCAGGCCAACAUUGGAAAUGGGUUCCAGAGAGAACAAAGAAGCUUUAUUGGGAUCAGUUUAAGAGGUUAGUUACUUGGGAUCCCGAGCUGCUGUUGAUGUAGCUACACAGGAGUUGAGGGCCACAGGCAAAGAAAUAAAUCCUGUGAAGAUGUAUGGUACUUAUCACCCAGACAAAAGGAAGAAUGGAGAGCUUAUUACUUGUGCUUCACACGAUGUGAUAAAGGAGGCUUUGAGUAAAUUGUACGAUGUUUGUCAAGAUGAUAGCCCACAACAAUCUGAACCUUCAAGUCAAGAGGAAAGCUCUACAACACCUAAUAUCUCUUCAGCUAAGUUAUCUUCAAGAUACUUGGAAAUCGUUGGGUGCAACAAGAAAAGAGUUCUUGGAACGGGCAGUUAUUCAAAGGCUUUCCUUCAUCGAGUAAGUGUUUGUAAUGCAGAACACUCGUCUUCAUCAAGAGCUCGUCGGUUGCAUGAUUUUUGUGUUUUUUGGGAUGCACGCAUGAGGGAGUUCUUAAUUUCAGAAGGUGAUCAACUCCCCCCUGAAAUGCCAAUUGUGGAUGACAUUAUUCAAGACAAGGAACCCGACUCACAGCCCAAGAACUUUGAACAAACGUGGCUGCCAUUUUUGAAAUCAAUGGGGAUCGAUGCACCAAGUUUCUUUGCCACAUCAGAAUCCUCUAAAGACUCCAUGGACUCUCUUGAUGAAUAACUCUCUCAUUAGAUUUGUGUUAAGUUUGAU
Molecule: messenger RNA, 1058 nt
Organism: Cuscuta epithymum
Lineage: Eukaryota; Viridiplantae; Streptophyta; Magnoliopsida; Solanales; Convolvulaceae
Source: the annotation of a GenBank genome assembly